Tinamus guttatus (white-throated tinamou) is the source of this 2489-nucleotide messenger RNA. The record is from RefSeq and is a predicted model, not a curated record. Lineage: Eukaryota; Metazoa; Chordata; Aves; Tinamiformes; Tinamidae.
AUGCAAACAGUUAAUGCAGAGGUGGAGCAAGACCGAAAAAUUGGGAACGUACCAAGGGUUUUGGGUUUGCUCCAUUUUUCAUAUCCUCUAGAUCUAGUGCUAAACCAUGAUCUGCUGUCUUCUGAGUAUCUUGAGAGGCAUAUCGAGCAAGGUGGAAAGACAGUGGAAGUUAAAGGUGGAGAACACUGCUAUUAUCAGGGACAAAUUCGAGGAAAUCCUGUAUCAUUUGUUGCCUUGUCAACAUGCCAUGGACUUCAUGGGAUGUUCUAUGAUGGAAAUCAUACUUACCUUAUUGAGCCAGACGAAAACUACACUUCAGAUGAUGACUUCCAUUUCCACUCUGUUUACAAAUCCAAGUUGUUUGAAUUUCCUUUGGAUGACCUGCCAUCUGAAUUCUGGGAAAUGAAUACUACGUCAGAGAACUUUGUUGUAAAGCCAAGACACAAAAGAAGUAAAAGGCAGGUUCGUCAGAUUCCACGUAAAGUUGAAGAGGAAACAAAAUAUAUUGAAUUAAUGAUUGUAAAUGACCAUCUAAUGUACAAAAAGCACCGCUUAUCAGUUGGCCAUACAAAUAGCUAUGCUAAAUCAGUUGUCAACAUGGCAGAUUUAAUAUAUAAAGAACAGCUUAACACCAGGAUAGUACUGGUUGCCAUGGAAACCUGGGCUACUGAUAACAAGUUCACCAUAUCUGAAAACCCCUUGGUGACCCUACGUGAGUUUAUGAAAUACAGGAGGGAUUUUAUCAGAGAGAAAAGUGACGCAGUUCACCUUUUUUCGGGGAGUCGAUUUCAGAGCAGUCGGAGCGGCAUAGCCCACACCGGUGGAAUCUGCUCCUUGCUGAAGGGUGGAGGUGUCAAUGAGUUUGGAAAACCAGACUUAAUGGCAGUUACGCUGGCACAGACUUUAGCCCAAAAUAUUGGCAUUUUCUCAGAUAGAAGAAAAGUAUUAAGUGGUGAAUGUAAGUGUGAAGACACGUGGUCUGGCUGCAUAAUGGGAGACACGGGGUAUUAUCUGCCAAGCAAGUUCUCCAAGUGUGAUAUUGAAGAGUAUCAUGAAUUUUUGAACAGUGGUGGUGGAGCCUGCCUUUUCAAUAAACCCACCAAGCUUCUGGAUCCUCCAGAAUGUGGCAAUGGUUUUGUGGAAGAGGGGGAAGAAUGUGACUGUGGGACUAUUGCGGAGUGUGCCAGCGAAGGAGGGGAGUGCUGCAGCCUGUGCACGCUGACGGCCGGCGCGCAGUGCAGCAACGGGCUCUGCUGCAGGAAGUGCCGGUUUGAACCUAAAGGAGUUUUGUGCCGAGAAGCGGUGAAUGACUGUGAUAUUGCAGAGAACUGCACAGGAAAUUCCAGUCAGUGUUCUCCAAAUAUUCAUAAAAUGGAUGGAUAUUCAUGUGAUAACAAACAGGGUAUUUGUUUUGGAGGAAGAUGUAAAACCAGGGACCGGCAGUGUAAAUAUAUCUGGGGUGAAAAAGUGACAGCUGCUGACAGGUACUGCUACGAGAAACUGAAUAUUGAAGGGACUGAGAAAGGAAACUGCGGAAGAGACAAGGACUCUUGGAUACAGUGCAAUAAACAGGAUGUCCUUUGUGGUUACCUUCUGUGCUCCAAUAUAUCUAGUGUGCCCAGACUUGGAGAGCUUGAUGGUGAAAUCACAUCAUCUGUCUUGCAGUUUGGAAAAGUAUACAAUUGCAGUGGUGGCCACGUGAAGCUCGAUGAGGACACGGACCUGGGCUACGUGGAGAACGGGACGCCGUGCGGGCCCAACAUGGUGUGCCUGGAGCAUCGGUGCCUCCCCACCGAGUCCUUCAACUUCAGCACCUGCCCAGGCACCACAGAAACCCAAAUUUGUUCAGGGCAUGGUGUUUGUAGCAAUGAAAUAAAGUGCGUCUGCGACCGAUUUUGGGGAGGCGAUGACUGCAGUACCCACAUCAAAGAUGAUAUGUAUUUUGAUAGAGAGGCCCUCAGAAAAGGUGUUGUUAGCACAAACAUAAUAAUAGGGGCAAUUGCUGGCACCAUUUUAGUGCUGGCUCUCGUUUUAGGAAUAACUGCUUGGGGUUACAAAAAUUACAGAAGACAGAGGUCAAAUGGAUUAUCUCAUUCCUGGAGUGAAAGGAUCCCAGACACGAAACAUAUUUCAGACAUCUGUGAAAAUGGGAGACCUAGGAGUAAUUCUUGGCAAGGUAAUAUAGGAGGAAACAGAAAGAAAGUCAAAGGCAAAAGAUUUAGGCCACGGUCUAAUUCAACUGAGUAUUUAAACCCCUGGUUCAAAAGAGAAUAUAAUGUAGCUAAGUGGGUAGAAGAUGUGAAUAAAAACACUGAAGGACCAUACUUUAGGACACUUUCUCCUGCAAAGUCUCCUUCUUCAUCCACUGGAUCUAUUGCUUCUAGCAGAAAAUACCCUUACCCAAUGCCACCACUUCCUGACGAGGAGAAGAAAGCCAACAGGCAAAGUGCCAGGCUCUGGGAAACUUCCAUUUAGCUCCACCAGUUCCC